Molecule: messenger RNA, 4050 nt
Organism: Equus caballus (horse)
Lineage: Eukaryota; Metazoa; Chordata; Mammalia; Perissodactyla; Equidae
Gene: MCIDAS
Product: multiciliate differentiation and DNA synthesis associated cell cycle protein
Biological process (GO): negative regulation of DNA replication; negative regulation of cell cycle
Cellular component (GO): nucleus
Source: RefSeq, a predicted model, not a curated record
GUUCAGAUUGGAUGGAUAUAAGAGUAGUCUUGAGAGGGGGCCCCCUUACUCAAGGGUCUGGAGAUGCCCCUUCCUGGGAGAGGCUUCGGGCUUGGGAAGGGCAGCCAAGACUGCGGCAGAGCAAGUGAGGCCGGCUGUACAAAUGCUGCAGUGGGCAGCUGAGGGCUCCAGGGGAGACAGAGACCUGGGUUUUAGAGGAUUUGGGACUGUCCAUUUGUGGCAUUUUCAGAAACUGGAGGAGAGUUGGUAGAGGUCACGUUUUCUUUCUUAAUUGACCCUCUUUUAAAGGCUAUGCUUACGCGCUGCUGCCCGGGAAAGUGCGGGACUAGGGGUUAAGGGCGGGUCUCUUAGCAUCAGGCCAAAGGGACCAAGUGGAAGUCGGGGAGUCAAGACCAAGGGUGCACCCCAGCACUGGGGGAAGGGGCUUCUGUAAUCUAGGGGCUGUUCUGGGAAUUCCUUGCUGGAAUUCUACAUCCCCACCAAAUCCUACAGGACAGGGAAAAUGCGGGAGUCUGGCUUUGGCGAGCGUCUCUCCACGUUUAUUUCGUGGCUUGUGGCUGGAUUGGAAGAAAAUAAGAAUCGUUAACUUUUCCAUCCCCACUGUCCAUAAACGGGAAGGCGGCACGCAGUGUUAGGGACCGGUAGGGCUCGUCCGCCCCUCCUUCACUCCCUUCCUCUGGCGCGGCCUGGAGGCGGGGGCGCCAACCCUCGCCAAAAGGGCGCUCGCGGGCCGGGGCCCCGCGCUCGCGGUUCCCGGGGGAAGCCGCGUUGCCAGGUUGGGUUUAACGCCUCCGCCCGAGCGCAGAUUGUCCGGGGCUGAAGGCGCCACCUCUGGCGCUCAGGCGCGAGCCGCCCCUCCCGCGCAGCGGUCUUCCCUCUCCACUUGGCCCUCCUUCCGCACUUCCACAGCCGUCCCUUAGCUCCACCCCGGCCACGCGCCUUCCCCGACCUCCGGCCGGCUUCUGAGCCUGCAGGCUCCGGGCAGAGCGCAGGGUGUGGGUCGCUAUCGCAGCCUGGCCUCCGACUCCGAGUAGUCGGCGUGGGGAGACAGGAUGCAGGCAGGCGGGGGCGCCGCGACGGGACGCCGGGCCUUCGAUAGCAUCUGUCCCAACAGGAUGCUGGAGCUGCGGGGCCGGCCCUUCGGCAAACCUGAGAAGCUAGAGAGGAAGUUCGCCUCUCCGCGGAAGUUCUUUCCUGGCUGCAGCGGCGGCAGCACGGUGUUGGUGUAUGAGGAUCCCCGCGACGCGGAGCCCGCUGCGCUGCCAGCCCUCACCACCAUAGACCUGCAGGACCUCGCCGACUGCUCCUCGCUGCUCGGGUCCGACGCGCCGCCUGGUGGUGACUCGGCCACCUCGCAGAACCAUUCCCUGCAAACCCCAGCGGACUUCGACCUGCAAGAUUUCAGAGACACCGUGGACGAUCUCAUUGCAGACUCAUCCUCUUUGAUGUCGCCUCCCCUGGCCGGCGGAAACUUCCCCUUCUCUCCUUGCGAUGUAUUGCCCUUCGGGUCCUGUCUCUCCCCGCCGCUGGACCCACGGGCCCUGCAGUCACCGCCGCUUCGUCCUCCGGACGUGCCUCCGCCAGAGCAGUACUGGAAGGAGGUGGCCGACCAGAACCAGAGGGCGUUGGGGGACGCGCUCGUUGAGAAUAACCAACUGCACGUGACGCUGACCCAGAAACAGGAGGAGAUCGCCUCGCUCAAGGAGCGGAACGUGCAACUGAGGGAACUCGCCAGUCGCACCCGGCACCUGGCCUCAGUGCUGGAUAAACUGAUGAUCACGCAAUCCCGGGAUUGCGGGGCGGCAGCAGAGCCCUUCCUGCUCAAGGCGACCGCCAAAAGGAGCCUGGAGGAGUUGUUCAGCGCUGCGGGGCAGGAUUGCACGGAAGUGGACGCCAUCCUGAGGGAGAUUUCCGAGCGCUGCGAUGAAGCGCUGCAGAGCCGCGAUCCCAAGCGGCUUCGGCUGCAGCCGGAGCCCGGGAGCACGGACGGCAGGCCCGGGAACCUGCACGGCGCCUUCCGGGGGCUGCGCACAGACUGCAGCCGGAGCGCGCUGAACCUGAGCCACAGUGAGCUGGAGGAGGGCGCCUCCUUCAGCACCCCCAUCCGCAGCCAUAGCACCAUCCGCACCCUCGCUUUCCCUCAGGGCAAUGCCUUUACCAUCCGGACAGCCAACGGGGGUUACAAAUUCCGCUGGGUCCCCAGUUGAGCUGGGCUCCAAAACACUCCCCUGUAUCCUGACUGAAGCGCCUGGAAGCCAAGCGGGAGUAGCUGGUAUUGUUUCCUGAACUUGGCUUCUCAGAACUCCCCCUGCAGGGGGGAUGCCACCCUGAAACUUACUUUUUUCAGGAACAGAAAUGUCUUGACACUGAUGCACUGUAAAGUUCUGGUACGAAAUGUUGAAUAGUCCCUCCCCUUUUCACAGCAAAACAGUGCGCGCGCGCGCGUGUGUCUGUGUGUGUGUGUUUGUGUAUGUCUAUGUAUACUUAUACACACACAUAUAUCACAGUCAAUUUUAAAAGUAUUUAUUUUGAAUUAUGUACUUUUAAGAGCUGGAAGGGACUUACAAACCACUUGUCUAUUUUAUAGUUAUAUAAUGCCCUACUUUUAUAAAAAGGAAAAGGCGGCUCUAAGAGGUUAAGUAAUUUCCUACAAUUAGCAUUAUUGGAACCUUCCAAUGGCUCUCACUAGACAUUUAAGGGUUGUAGGCCCAGAAGCCAGGUCUCUGGGUGAACACAUCACUCACCUUCCCCUGGUCCUGGGAGGACAUUUAAUUUUGUUACUAUUGAAAACUUUAAUUCUAGCUGCCAGAAAAAAAAAAUUAGGAGAAGCAGCUUAAACACUUGCCUUAGGGCAGGCCAUAAACUAAAGAAAAAUGCAAAUUCUCCGAGGCAAUGGGCAAUCGACUGAACAGGUGCUAAACGUGUUUGUUUGUAAUGAUUAUUCAUACAAUUUGGUAAGGUUUGUGGUAAAUGUUUAUAUAAAUUAUAAUACAGUUUUAUUUGUCUAAACAGAAUAACCACGCAAAAAGCAAACUUUGUUAAUAAGAAACAGUUGUUUUAAGAAAAUGGGAUAUCUCACAUGAGAAAGAGCCUUCAUAAUUUUUUUGCCAGAAACCAAAUGUGGAAAUCUUGGUAAAAGUAAAAUUACCUAUUUGAAUUCCGUGGAUAAAACUGGGGUGCACAUUCAUGUUUUAUAUUUCUUGGCUUGAUCUUCUAAGAAACCCUUACGUGUUAUAUAGUGCCUUCACUUCAACUUUUCUUCUGUUCCCUUCUGUCUGGGGUUCCUUUUUCUACUCUUUUGUGAAAUUGUGUGAGUAGCAUGUAGUAGUGAUUUGUCUGGAUCUCCACAGUUCUCAACAUGAGGGCUGCUCCUUGCAUUUGGGGGCUCAGCUUGGGCAGGUUUCCAGCCUGUUACACCCCAUUGCUGGUUCUGCCGUCUGAGUGGAGAUAUCAGGUAACAGCAGAGCUGAGCAGGGUGGCAGAACCUGCUCCUCCAGUUUGUCAUGUGUACUGUUAUCUGUAUUUAAAUAGCCAUUUAGAAACCAAAAACAGCGAUAAAAUAGACCACAUUUCCUCAUAUUAUGUCUAACAAAUGGACUAAAAAAAUCCACUGGACGGUCCAGAUUUUUUUUUUUUUACCAGGUCAAGUAUAGUUACUGCAGUUCAGGAUCAGAAAAAACAAACAAACAAAAAGAACAAAACAAAAAUCUUUAACUUGUCCCGAGAAACAACCCUCUUGUCAAAAGUUCUUUUCCUCUUCACUCCUCAAUUGGUAUUUUCAGAAUGCGUUAGCUUCAGUGACCAAAAGGUAAAAAAAUUAUGUGUUUUCUUCUAUUUGUCUUAUGCCUGGACUUUUAAAAAGUUGCAGUUCUUACUGCCUUUAAGAUUAUAGACCUAUAAUUAUCUUGUUAGCCAUUGGCAACUCUAACUGCUUAAGUAUCUUCCAUUUCUGGGAGAAAAAAGCUCUCCUGUGAACUAAUGGCACAAAGUACCAACUUUGCAUUGGUUAGCAGUAGAUGAGUUAAAAAAUUAAAUUCAUUCAUUCAUUCA